Molecule: messenger RNA, 1071 nt
Organism: Hyaloperonospora brassicae
Lineage: Eukaryota; Oomycota; Peronosporomycetes; Peronosporales; Peronosporaceae
Source: the annotation of a GenBank genome assembly
AUGGACGACCUGCCGGCGGAGCUGCUGCGCCACGUGCUGCAGUGUCUCGACCACCAGACGCUGCACGCCGCCGAGCUGACGUCCCGUGCGUGGCGCACCGUCACACGCGACGCCCAGCUCUGGCGAGCGCUCACCGGUCCGCGCGUGCGCUCGAGUCCAGCGCGACGGUCGAAGGACGCGUGGAAACAGUUGGCGUGCCUCACGCAGCGCCGUACUGAGGACACGCAGCAGCAGCAGCUCCUGGUCGGAGUCCAGUCGUUCUCGUCGGCCGAUCGGUCGAGCGAGUCGCCCGUGAACACGCUCACGCCGUCGCGGUGCUGGAUGGAGCUGCACCGGCGACAAGAGCCCGUGGCCGGCCGCGCGACGGACGAGCUGCGGACAGUGGGCGAGCGCAUCCAGCACCGCUGCGGCUGUUCGGCCGGUCGGUCGUGUUACUGGAGCAGCUCGGCGUCGGUGGACCCGAACGCGAGCGAGUUCAUUGACUACGCCAUGGCCGACCCCUGUGUCGUCACGGCCGUGCAGAUUGUCCCGUACCGAGUGUUUUGGCAUCCCGACAGCCCCACGUACGCGCCGCAGCGCGUGCGGUUUGCGUUCUUUGACGUUAGUGACCACAGCACAACGAGACAACACGAAGCACGAGGAGCGGUGACGACAACAACAAGACGUGACGCUGACAUUGAGCCGUUUUACACCUCGCACGACUACAACGUCCAGAACGACAUGACGCUGCAGGACUUUGUGCUGCCGCAAAAGGUCGUCGCAAGCGCCAACACAGUGCUGCGCAUCACGCUGGUGGGACGACACCAAGCGCAGACGUUUGAGCUGCCGCCGCAGGACGUGGCCGACGACCAUGAGGACCGGCGGCCCAAGUACUAUUGCUGCAUCAGCCACGUGAACGUACGCGGCGUGCUGUGGAAGCCCAUCGCGCGUCCAACCGAGUCGGACGCAGCAGGGGCUUCGCACAUGUACAAGAUGAGUCCAAACCUGCGCGUGGCAGCAUUGACUGGUCUGGCCAUGUACAUCACUGCCUGCUACGAAGGAUACAUUGGCCGCACUCGACGAUGGGAGUAA